CUCCACGGAUCAAACAACGAUUUGCCUUUGUUCAACAUGGCGGCCCCCAUGGACGCUGCCGGCGAUAGCCCAAAAAGAAAGGCAGACUCCCAAGUUCCCGCUGAAGAAAGUGAUUUGCUUCUGAUUCGACCUUUGGGAGCGGGACAAGAAGUCGGCAGAUCAUGCAUCAUCCUCGAAUUCAAGGGGAAACGUAUUAUGCUAGACUGUGGCAUUCAUCCCGGCAUGUCCGGCUUGGACGCUCUCCCUUACGUAGAUCUCAUCGAAGCCGACGAGAUCGACCUUCUUCUCGUGAGCCAUUUCCACUUGGAUCAUUGCGGUGCUUUGCCGUGGUUUCUACAGAAGACCACUUUCAGAGGCCGCUGUUUCAUGACACACGCAACCAAGGCUAUCUACCGCUGGCUACUUGCAGACUACAUCAAAGUGAGCAACAUCGGAACCGAACAGAUGCUGUACUCCGAAGCAGACCUCGAAGCCAGCAUGGAGAAGAUCGAAACUAUCAACUUUCACGAAGAGAAGGAAGUAAACGGCAUCCGCUUUUGGUGCUACAACGCCGGACAUGUUCUGGGCGCAGCCAUGUUCAUGAUAGAAAUCGCCGGAGUUAAAGUUCUGUACACGGGUGACUUUUCUCGUCAGGAAGAUCGCCAUCUCAUGGCGGCCGAGAUUCCUAAUAUCCACCCCGAUGUUCUCAUUAUAGAAUCCACCUACGGCACCCACAUACACGAAAAACGCGAAGACAGAGAAGCUCGUUUUACCGGACUCGUGCACGACAUUGUGAACCGCGGUGGACGGUGUCUCAUUCCGGUGUUCGCUCUGGGUCGCGCGCAGGAACUACUACUAAUACUGGACGAGUACUGGUCAAACCACCCCGAGCUGGACGACAUUCCAAUAUACUACGCGUCCUCCCUCGCUAAAAAGUGCAUGGCAGUGUACCAGACUUACGUGAACGCCAUGAACGAGCGCAUACGGCGGCAGAUCACGGUGAACAACCCGUUUGUCUUCAAGCACAUCUCUAAUCUGAAGAGCAUCGAGCACUUCGAAGAUGUCGGACCUUGCGUCGUGAUGGCCAGCCCGGGUAUGAUGCAGAGCGGGCUUUCCCGCGAACUCUUCGAGAGCUGGUGUACGGACCCAAAGAACGGCGUCAUCAUCGCCGGUUACUGCGUCGAGGGCACGCUCGCCAAGAACAUCCUCUCCGAACCCGAAGAGAUCACGACCAUGGUGGGGCAGAAGCUGCCGCUCAAGAUGUCCGUGGACUACAUCUCGUUCUCGGCGCACACGGACUACCAGCAGACUAGCGAGUUCAUCCGCUGCCUGAGGCCGCCGCACAUAGUCCUGGUCCACGGCGAGCAGAAUGAGAUGGGUCGUCUCAAAGCUGCGAUCGUGAGGGAGUACGAGGACGACAUCGAGACGCGGAUCGACGUCCACAACCCGCGUAACACUCAGGCCGUAGAACUGUAUUUCAGGGGAGAGAAGACCGCGAAAGUGAUGGGGGCGUUGGCGGUGCAGUCCCCGUCGCCUGGAAGGCAGCUCUCCGGUGUGCUGGUGAAGAGGAAUUUCAGCUACCACCUCCUGUCUCCCGCGGACCUGGCCAAGUACACGGACAUGGUGAUGAGCACGGUCGGACAGAGGUUGAGUCUCAACUACACAGGUUCCUUUCAGGUCCUCCACUUCUUCUUGAACCAGCUCUCGGGCGACAUAGAGAUCGUGGAAGGGCAAAAGAAGAGCCUCAGGGUAUUCGGCAACGUCACCGUCACGCAGGAGUCCGGCAACAUGGUCGUCCUCGAGUGGAACUCCAGCCCGGUGAACGACCUCUUCGCCGACGCAGUGGUGACCGUGGUCCUGCGGGCGCAGUGCUCUCCCAUCGCUCCCCGCAGUCUGCCCACGUCCCUGGUGAAGGUCGACCGCAUGCACUUCACGGAGUGUCUCAUGGAGACCCUGGCGGGAAUGUUCGGUGAGGACUCGGUGGGGAAAGUGGUGAAGGGGGAACGCAUGAUGGUCACGGUCAACGACCACUGCGCGCACAUCAACCUGCGGAGCCUCGAGGUGAAGUGCGACGGCGACGACACGUUGCAACAGAUUGUUUCUACGGCGGUUACAAAGUUGUACAACUCUAUGGCUCCGGUGAAGGUUUGAGCGCGCGUUUUUUGUGGUGCGUCUGUACAAAGGAAGUCUCGUUGAGUUUUGUGUUGAUAUGAUAUCUCCCGUAAUAAACGAGAAAAUGUAA
This is a messenger RNA of Ornithodoros turicata, 2221 nucleotides long. It is a transcript of the gene Cpsf73, whose product is annotated as cleavage and polyadenylation specificity factor subunit 3-like. Lineage: Eukaryota; Metazoa; Arthropoda; Arachnida; Ixodida; Argasidae. Gene Ontology annotation, molecular function: RNA endonuclease activity; RNA binding; 5'-3' RNA exonuclease activity. The coding region runs from base 37 to 2130 and encodes 697 amino acids. The record is from RefSeq and is a predicted model, not a curated record. Gene Ontology annotation, biological process: mRNA 3'-end processing by stem-loop binding and cleavage. Gene Ontology annotation, cellular component: mRNA cleavage and polyadenylation specificity factor complex. The transcript has 2 exons.